AUGCACCUUACUCAAUUUUCCCUCUUAGUCUUCGCGACAGGAACAGGACUAUGCAAUGCUUCUCUUCUUCGUCGAACCCCACAGCCCGCACCAAUAUCUACUGCUUCAACAACUCUUCAAACCGUCACAUCAUCACCUACUUCUCCAACUCAACCCGAAGUUACAACGCCACCAGGCCUUAAACUCGCUCAAAUCGCAGGCAUUCUCACAAUCCUUCCAGAAUGCAAUCGCUAUAUUCUUUCAGCCUCCAGCGCUGUUUCCAGCGCUGUCUCCUCAAACGUUGCAUCCAACGUAUCCGACCAACUAACAUUUCUUAGCACAGCCGCUGCAGCCAGUAUUUCCAUGGCACAAGCUAGCAUCUCCGCCGCUGAUGCCAGCGCUUCUAGUGCCAUUGCCAUAGUUCAAUCAUCCGCCUCGGCAGCAUUGGCAAGCGCGAGUUCGGAAGUGAUAAACGCCCAAGCAAGCGCCAGCUCAGAGCUCGCAGCAGUAUCGGCAUCUCUUAUUUCUGCGGCCGCUCUGGCAACAUAUAGUGCUCAAGCAGCGGCAUUAGCUAAAGGUGCUGCGGCGACGGAGAGUGCGUGGGCUAUUUCCAGUCAAUUGGCUGAUGCAACGUCGGCGGUACAAUUCUCGAAGGCGACAACUUUGCCAAUGACAGUCGCAGUCGUGUUGAUUCUUGGAACGAGUUUUGCGAGUAGUGUUAUUAGUGUUUUGGUUUAUCGAUUUAUUUCCAAGAGGAGGAUAAAGCGGGAAAAGGAAAACGAGAACGAUAUGAGAGAUGCACAGAAUAGGAGUGGGAAUGGAUACUAUGGUGCUGGUGGAAUGGAAAAGGGACCAAGAAGUUAUAGAGCUCCACAUCCGGGGACGUCAUACAAUUAUCCCGCUACUCAACACUCCUCAGUUUCAACCUCACCCCCAAACGAGAAAUAUAUUUCACGAUAUACCCCUAACCCGGAAGAAGAAGUUAUCAACAGAGAUUAUGUAGAAGGAAACUACGAAAGAGGUAAUGAAGAUAAUUAUUCUACACACGAUAUCAUCGACAUUGAAAAGGAAAUCGCAGAAAUGGAUUACCAGAUGAGAAUGGCCGAAGCGGAAUUAGAGCGAAGAGACAGAGAACGAUCUUUUAGAGCGAGUGAGAGUGGAUUAAGCAGGAGUAGUAAGAGUAUCAGCGUUCUAUUUACUCCCAGAGACUUGCCUCAGAAGGCGGGAGAAAGGAGAGGAAGUGGCGCGAGGAGUAUUAUGAGUAUGGGAAUCGGUGAAAGAUUGAGAAGCAUGAUGCCUUCUUAUCGACAAUCUCAGGCAUCUUCUUCUUACGAAUCGAAAGAAUUCUCAAAAGAUAGCACACGAAAUUCGACCGAAAGAGAUCUAGAGGAAGGAGAAGAAAUUAUUUUCACGUUGGAUGAAAGACCCCCGCCGUUACCGAAAUCAAACCCGGCGGCGGUAACGAGACCAACGCAUACGUAUACGAAUAGUGAUAUGAGCAUUAUGACGCUGAGUCCGAGUGUUUAUGAUGGUGGUGCGAGUAAGGGGGGUUCGAAGCGGGGCAAAGAGAAAGGGAAGGGUCCUUUUGGAUUUUCGAUUGGGACGGCUUAUUGA
Molecule: messenger RNA, 1593 nt
Organism: Botrytis fragariae
Lineage: Eukaryota; Fungi; Ascomycota; Leotiomycetes; Helotiales; Sclerotiniaceae
Exons: 1
Coding region: 1-1593 (530 amino acids)
Source: RefSeq, a predicted model, not a curated record